Messenger RNA from Paramuricea clavata, 2611 nucleotides. The record is from the annotation of a GenBank genome assembly. NCBI's taxonomy places the organism in Eukaryota, Metazoa, Cnidaria, Anthozoa, Malacalcyonacea, Plexauridae.
AUGUCGAACGAAGAUGGUGAUUCUGUUACAGAAGAUAUUUCAAUUCUUGAAGUUGAACAGUGCGAAGACGAAGAGCCAGAACCAACAAAUGAGAACGUCAACGUGGGCCACCCGUGGCCAUAUCUUUCCGAUAUGUUUGCUAUAAAGUCAAUAAGCAAAACGAAUGCGAAGGUAACCUGUUUACUCUGUGCUCCCAAGUACAAGGAAUGCAGUUCAAGUUUGUCUUCUUUGUCGAAUUUGCGCACACACGUCAAGGUAGGGAUCUUCCAAAUUUAACAAACAUAAAUUCAUAAUUACUAAUUAGUUACAAAUAACUAUGAAUAGUUUUAUUUUAUUUAAAUAUGUAUAACAUAACAUAUAAUGUUGUAUAAUUUUCCCAUUACUAUUAUUGAGCUAAUAGUAUUUAUCGAACUCUGGGGACGGAAUGUGACUGCUAUCAGUUAUAUGUCCUCUCAAGAAUAAAAAUCCCAUCAGAAUGAGUAAUACUGUGAACAGGUCAGUUACAUUUUGUUUAUUGUGUUGGGGCACUCAACUCCCUAUAUCUGACCCCUUGAUUAUGAAAGAUAUUCCAUUCUGUUGUUUAAUAUUAUUGCAUAAUUCAACGCUUUAGAGAGUUCAUCAACAUAAAUUAUCUGCCUUCAACAAGCUAUGUGAUGAGGCUAAAACUAAAAGAAAAAUGCCUUCAAGGAAAAGGAGUAAUAGUGAUGCCAGAGACAGUGGAGGACCAUUUGCUCCUAAACAACAAAAGUUGGAUGCUGUGCUUUCCUCUCAAGUUAAAUACAAUGCCAAUUUGGUUACUCAAGCCCAAGUGGAUGAUUUGCUGAUCAAGUUCAUGACAGAAGCUCUUAUGCCGUUCUCAUUGGUUGAACAACCUGCAUUUAAAGAAUUUGUGUUAGGACUUCAACCAAAUCGAUCAGUAAUGUGCAGAGCUACAGUGGUACGGCGAAUCAGUGACAAAGCCAGUCUAGUGAAGAAAAAUUUAAAAGAAGCCAUGGAUAAAGUUGAACAUGUUGCAACAACUACGGAUUGCUGGAGUGCUCAUGGCCGUUCAUUCAUUGGUGUAACUGGACAUUGGAUUGAUCCCGAGACUUUGGAGAGAAAAAGUUGUGUUCUUGCUUGUCGGCGUCUCAAAGGUAAACACACAUAUGAUGUACUUGCUAGCCAGUUGGAAGACAUUCAUACCGAAUUUGAAAUAAGAUCCAAAGUUUCUAAAACCACAACAGACAAUGGAUCAAACUUCGUAAAAGCCUUCUCUGUUUUUGCUGAACAAGAACAAGACAAUCAUGAUGAUCCAGAUAAAGAUGAAGAGUGUCAGUUUGAAGAUGUUUUUGAUGAUUUAACACAGGCGAGUGCAGGUCUGGAGUACCAGCUUCCACCACAUCAACGUUGCGCAGCACAUACUCUUAAUCUUAUUUCAACAUCUGAUGCAGAGAAAGCUGAGGCUGAUGGAAACUACAAACGACUUAGCAGGAGUACCUUUGCAAAGUGUUCCAGCCUCUGGAAUAAGAGCUCCCGCUCUGUUCAAGUUGCAGAAAUGGUUAAAGAGAAGUGUGGCUUAAGUUUGAUCAAACCAAAUGCAACUCGAUGGAAUUCCAUUUUUAUGGCUGUCCAACGCAUCAAUCGAAUCAUCAAGGAAAAAGGAGAAAAUGUCAUUCAUAGUGUCUGCUCCCUGGCAGAUGUUCCUAAGUACAGUAUACUUUAUAAUUGUAACUUUGUGCAUGGGAUGGUUGACUGAAAUUAUGAUUUACGAACAUAUACACUAAACACUCAGCAUAUGACAUAGUAGAAUUUAGUGAGCUAGCUAAGUGUAUUUGUUUCUGUUUAGAUUUAAACCUGCAGAAAUUUCAUUCCUUAAUCAUUAUGCUCAAGUGAUGAAACCAGUGGCUCAAGCACUUAACAUUUUACAGGGAGAAACAAACCACUCGAAUGCAUACAUGGGUUAUCUAGCACCAACGAUAACUAUACUGAGAGAUAAGCUUUCAAAGAAGUUGGAUGUUCCAGUUACGAAACCAUUGGUCCAAGAAUUAUUAAAUGGAAUUGAUAAGCGAUUUGAUUCAAUACUAAAUGACAAAAAGAUCAUUGCUGCUGCAAUUCUUCACCCCAAAUUUAAAGAAAGCUGGUCUACUGAUUGUGAUGUUAUUGAAAGAGGUAACAAAUACAAUACAACUUGAAUAUGAAGUGAAUUAGUAAGGAUUCCCAUUAUAGACAGCAUGGAUUUAUUUAAACUUGUGGGAUUUGUUUAUAAAUUUUAGGCAUUUCCUUCAUAAAUGAGAAAUUAGAGGGUUUGGUAGAACCAGUAGUUGAUGAACCUGGACAGUCCUCUUCAGAGGAUCAAGAUGAGACAGAUUUCUUCCAAGCUAAGAACAGGAGAUCAAGUGAUUGUACUUUAAAGUCAUUUCUUGAGAGUCCUGUUGAAAAACUUUGUGAUUAUGCAAGAUGGCCCUUGCUUCGCAAACUCUUUAUUGAGCUCAACACACCAUUGCCAGCCAGUGCUGCUUGUGAAAGACUUUUUAGUGCUGGUGGAUUGAUCUUCAGGCCACAUCGCUCAAGCAUGACGGAUACAAAUUUUGAAAAUUGCAUCCUGGUGAAAUGUAAUAAAGACUUUCUUUGA